GAGAGAGAGAGAGCGGAAGAGACAGAGUGAGAGAACAGAGAGAGUGGUAGCUGUGAACCUCUCGAUAGACAGGGAUAUAGAGGCGGUGCGAGAGAGAGAGCGGGAGAGACAGACUAACAGAAAGGAGAGAGUGGUAGCUGUGAAUCUCUCGAUAGACAGAGAGGUAUAAGGCAGUGCGAGAGAGACAGAGUGAGAGACAGGAGAGAGUGGUAGCUGUGAAGCUCUCGAUAGACAGGGAUAUAGAGGCGGUGCGAGAGAGAGAGCGACGGUGAGUGAGCGAGGCGCGCGCGUGUGUGUGUGCGAGCGAGGGUGAACAACAUGGACACGGAUUAUAUUCUGCAGAUUUUCUGGCAUGAGAAAUUCUGGUUACCUGUCGGUACAUCGUGGACGGAUCUGGAAAGCCACGAGAAGAAUGUGUAUUACCCGAGGGCAGCGGACAUGUCUCUGGCAGUGCUGGUCGCCGUCGUCUUUCUGGCUUUCCGAUACUGUUACGAGAGUUUAAUCAUUGUCCCUAUAGGCCGGUACCUGGGGAUUCGAGAACAUCAGAGAAAAGUUUCACACAAUCCAGUCUUAGAACAAGUUUAUAGAAAAAAUAAAGCCAGUAUUGAUGAUACGCAAAUGAAGCAUCUCAUCAAAGAAACAUCUAUGAACAGUCAACAUAUAAAAAAAUGGAUGAGGAUGCGGAGACUACAAGAUGCACCAAGUACAAUGUUAAAGUUUCGAGAAUGCAGUUGGCAUCUUUUGUUUUAUACUUCAGCAUGCAUAUAUGGUAUCAUUAUUUUAUGGGAUAAACAUUGGGUGUGGCACACUGAAGACUGUUGGAGAGGAUGGCCCAAUCAUAAUGUUGGCACAGAUCUCUACUACUAUUAUCUUUUUGAAUUGGCCUUCUAUGGCAGCCUCAUCUUGAGUCUACUCAUGGAUAUCAAAAGAAAAGACUUAAAAGUGAUGAUCAUCCACCAUGUUGCGACCAUCAUUCUUCUCUCUAUGUCAUGGUUUUUGAAUUUUGUCCGCAUCGGAUCCCUCACGCUCAUUGUUCAUGACAUAGUCGAUCCAUCCUUGGUGGCUGCAAAAAUGGCAAAAUACUCUAAAAAACAGACUCUCUGUGAGAUUGUCUUUGGGGUAUUUGCAGCUCUGUGGAUGAUAUCCAGGCUGGGAAUUUAUCCAUUUUGGGUUCUCCGCUCGGUAUAUUUCGAAAUACAUGAUCACGUCGCCUCGUUUCCGUCAUUCAUAGUCUUUGCAAGUCUGUUGUUUAUAUUACAAAUACUUCACAUCGUUUGGACGUACAUGAUUAUUAGGAUAGCCUUCCAGAAAUAUACACAUGGGCAGAUCAACCAAGAUGUGCGCAGCGACACCGAAGAGGAAGACGAUGACGACGACUUUAUUGACGAGACGACGGUGCCUCCCGUCACCAACCAUGUAACAUCCAACAACACACCAAAGGCAAAGAGGCGCCUCGUAGACGGCCAUAACUCUAUCAAUCAAUCUUAAAGAAACACAUUUUAUUUAUAUAUAUAUAUAUAUAUAUAUAUAAGCACACAUACAUACUUACACACAUAUAUAAAUAACAAAUUUUUCCUUAAAGAAAGAAAUGAAAUGCCCCCACCCCCCUUAUUUUUUAUUUCUUUACAUUUUUGGGUUUUUUUCCGUGUGACUGUUCUAUUUUGUUUCUCCUCAUUUUGUUUAUCUUAAAUUUAUUUUUUAAUUUAUUACUGAAAUUAUUGUCAUUGUGGUACCUUUUUUUUUGCUAAGUUUUUCCCCUUUUUUUUUUUUAAGAAAAAAAAACGAACCACAGACUUGUCGACCCUUCUUUUGCCCGUCCCCCCCUGCAGCCCAUUCUUCCACCCACCCAAUCCCCCUGUUCUCUCUUCCCAGUUGUUGCAGCAUCUCUUCUAUAAAUAUACGUUCACAGGUACAGCAUAACCAUCACUACUUCCAGUUCUCUUGUAUGGGAUGCCCCCACAUCAUCCUCAAGCAGACACACCUCACUUCUUGCCCUCCACCCCCCAAUAUCUCAAAAGCUUUCUUUCUAUUAUUAAAAAACAAUCAAAGCAACGUUUUUAUAUUCCCAGUAAAUCUUAUCCUUUGACCGACCUGCUGCACAGAGCGACCUGCUGCACAGAGCGACCUGCUGCACAGAGCGACCUACUGCAUAGAGCAACCUGGUACACAGAGCGACUUGGUGCACAGAGCGACCUGCUGCACAGAGCGACCUGCUGCACAGAGCGACCUGCUGCACAGAGCGACCUGCUGCACAGAGCGACUUGCUGCACAGAGCGACCUGGUGCAUCUGUGGUUGACCUAAUGUUUAUUGCAUCUGGUGCAUCUGGUGGCCAGAUGCACUGGCUGUAAAAAAUCUUGAACCAAAUUCAACGAUUAUUUUUUUCUUUAACAUAUCUAUCAUUCCUGAGAAAGCCAUGACUGCCACAACUUCUUGUUCCUCUUUUGUCAUAUCUUAAUGAUAAAUCCUCUGACCUCUCAAUAAGUAAUAAUUAAUAAUAUUAGAUUGCAAGGUGACGAGCUAGCAGAACAAUUAAGGAAAAUGCUUAACAGCAAUUCCUCCGUUUUUGUGUUCUGGGUUCAAAUGCUGCUGGGUUU
Messenger RNA from Octopus sinensis (East Asian common octopus), 2595 nucleotides. RefSeq names its product ceramide synthase 5-like. The transcript is spliced from 11 exons. The coding region runs from base 319 to 1488 and encodes 389 amino acids. Gene Ontology annotation, molecular function: sphingosine N-acyltransferase activity. Gene Ontology annotation, cellular component: membrane. Gene Ontology annotation, biological process: ceramide biosynthetic process. The record is from RefSeq and is a predicted model, not a curated record. Lineage: Eukaryota; Metazoa; Mollusca; Cephalopoda; Octopoda; Octopodidae.